Heterocephalus glaber (naked mole-rat) is the source of this 996-nucleotide messenger RNA. Its product is annotated as olfactory receptor 5T7-like. Gene Ontology annotation, molecular function: G protein-coupled receptor activity; olfactory receptor activity. Lineage: Eukaryota; Metazoa; Chordata; Mammalia; Rodentia; Bathyergidae. Gene Ontology annotation, biological process: G protein-coupled receptor signaling pathway. Gene Ontology annotation, cellular component: membrane. The record is from RefSeq and is a predicted model, not a curated record.
AUGAACGGUAAUCUUCUGAAAAUCUUCAAGUCUACUGUAGGCGAUUUCAGCAUGAAGAAUAUCACUGAAGUCACUGUAUUUAUACUCACAGGGCUCACAGACAGUCCUGACCUGCAGACCAUCCUCUUUUGCUUGUUUCUCACAAUUUACCUUUUCACCCUCGUUGGAAAUAUAGGACUGAUUGUGUUGGUCAUUGAGGAUUCCCAGCUGCACAACCCAAUGUACUAUUUUCUCAGUGUGUUGUCUUCUGUGGAUGCCUGCUAUUCCUCAGAUAUCGUCCCAAAAAUGUUAGCAGGUUUGGUGACUCAGAAUAAAAUGAUCCCAUUCUAUGGCUGUGCAACACAGUCAUUUUUUGCUACUACUUUUGGGACCACAGAAUGCUUUCUCCUGGCGGCAAUGGCUUAUGACCGGUAUGAAGCCGUCUACAAUCCCCUGCGGUAUUCCGUGAGCAUGACGCCCAGGGUCUACGUGCCACUCAUCAUCGCCUCCUAUGUUGGGGGGAUUCUUCACGCUAUUGUGCACACGGGGGCCACUUUCAGCCUCUCCUUCUGUGGGUCCAAUGAAAUUAGACAUAUCUUUUGUGAUAUCCCUCCUCUCCUCGCUAUUUCCUGUUCUGACACUCAUAUCAAUGAGCUUCUACUCUUGCUCUUUGUGAGCUCCAUUGAGGUGGUCACCAUCCUGAUUGUCCUCAUCUCCUAUGGCUUCAUCCUGUUGGCCAUUCUGAGGAUGCGUUCUGCCGAAGGGAGGAGAAAAGUGUUCUCCUCGUGUGGCUCCCACCUAGCUGGAGUGUCCAUGUAUCACGGGACAAUCCUCUUCAUGUACGUGAGGCCGAGUUCCAGCUACGCCUUGGAGCACGACAUGGUGGUGUCCAUAUUUUACACCAUCAUCAUUCCCAUGCUGAAUCCUGUCAUCUACAGUUUGAGGAACAAAGAUGUAAAAAGGGCAAUGAAAAAAGUUUUCAGGAAAACUGUGUGUAAAGGUAAAAUCACUCUUUAA